AUGGGAAACUUCUUCUCUCGCCCAGGCCGGGAGGCAGAUGAGCUGCCCCCAGGCGCUUUUCCCGCCGGCAACACCUCGUCUCUCAACAGCUCGUCAAUUACCCCGUAUCUAGGCAUCAACACCGGAUCGUACGAGAACCCUUACCCGCCGAUACCCUUCGAAUGGAUCGUCUCGCCUACCAAGGUCCAGGGCUCAUGCCCCGACGGUCACCAGAUACUGACGUGGUUCGGUGUCACAGAUGCUGUCAUCACCGUUCUGGCAAUUCUCUGCGCCUACCGCCCUUUCAUCCACUGGCUUUCUCGAGGAAAGCUUGGAAACCGCGUCAAGAACCGCAUGGCUCUAACAUGGACUGUAACCUUUGCUUGUCAGCUCACGGCAAGCGCCAUCGUCGCUGGUAUCAUGGGCAACACCCCAGGUUACGAGUCGUUGAACAUGCUGCACAUCUUCACUGUCGCCAUGUCACGACCACGAUUUUAUCCCGUCGUUCUCGGACUACUGCGCUGUGUAGUUACCGCCCAACGAACACGCGACUGGGAUAAGACGACAAUCAUCAAACGUAGCGUCGACGACCGCGUUGAAUUCCCCUACACAGAUUCCUGGAUCACAACCAGUUUCUCAGAGCUAGCACUACUUAUUAUAUCCGCCGUAUUUACUGGCGUCACAUGGAACCGCCUUCCCUCGGACAGUAAAUCCCGCGAGUUCACCUCAGACCAUGUGAGCUUCAUGUCGAGCACCCCAGGAAUAAUGUUUCUCUGCAUGCUUGCUUUCCUGCCGAUUUACAAACGAUACGGCGAGGCUUACCCACUUGAAGGACGACGGUACGAGACUGGCAGGCACUGGGGCGUGACGGUAAGCAGCGAUGGCAGGACAAGGAUCGGCGUCAAAAAGGACAACAACAAGACUGCAGUCAAGAGAGGAGCAAACGCCUUGUGUGCAGUUCUUCUCCUGGGAUAUAUCGCUCUGGUCCAGUGGGCGUACUGGACGAGACUUGUUGAGAUGUCAGGAGUGCUGUUCUGUCCUCCCAAGAUGAUCGAGUCUUCGGUCGUGUGGGUCGUCUUUACGGCUGUUGGGUUAUUGGCUGGUGCUGCUUCAUGA
Messenger RNA from Fusarium graminearum PH-1, 1095 nucleotides. RefSeq lists its product as uncharacterized. Lineage: Eukaryota; Fungi; Ascomycota; Sordariomycetes; Hypocreales; Nectriaceae. The transcript is spliced from 3 exons. The coding region runs from base 1 to 1095 and encodes 364 amino acids. The record is from RefSeq and is a predicted model, not a curated record.